Gavialis gangeticus (Gharial) is the source of this 1502-nucleotide messenger RNA. It is a transcript of the gene MVB12A, whose product is annotated as multivesicular body subunit 12A. Lineage: Eukaryota; Metazoa; Chordata; Crocodylia; Gavialidae. Gene Ontology annotation, biological process: regulation of epidermal growth factor receptor signaling pathway; receptor catabolic process; endosome to lysosome transport via multivesicular body sorting pathway. The transcript has 9 exons. Gene Ontology annotation, cellular component: cytosol; ESCRT I complex. The coding region runs from base 16 to 885 and encodes 289 amino acids. The record is from RefSeq and is a predicted model, not a curated record.
GGGGCAGAAGGGCGUAUGAGGUACGGGGGCCCCGCCUCCCGCCGCGAGGAACUGCAGCGGGGUGCAAUGUCGGCGUCGGCGGAACCCGUCCCACUGUCGGGGGUGGCCUGGGCCUCCAGCCCCGCCGCGCUGCCCGCCGUCUGGACCCCGAUCCUGAGCACGGUGGAAGGCGCCGCCGCCAACUUCGGGAAGGGAUUCGGGCAGAAAUCCAGCUACUACCUCUGCCAGAGCUGCCAGGCCGGCCCGGGGGACGUGGUGGCGGACGUGCAGGUGCUCGGCGAGAGGACGGCGCUGCCCGCGGGCUACACCUACGCGCAGGAGUUCCUGGAGCCCCGAACAGCAAUCUCCAAGAAGAAGCGCGUGUGCGUGAGGCUCGUGCCCGUGGGCACAGCAGAGCUUGUGGUAUUUGACAUCAAGCUGAGCAGCAAAAGCAAAGCAAUCCCACACUAUGUGAAAAUCGGAGAAAUCGGCAGCUUUGCUAUUUGGUGUAAAAAGGGACAUGCUCCUAAACCCAAGCCCCUCCCCAAGCCAAGAAACAUCAGUCUCACCCUGAAGCAGCUUUCACUAGAAACAGCUGAACCCAACCAAGCCAAGGUGGAGUUCCCAUCAGAGAAAUCUGCCACUCACUUUGGCUCAAAACACACAUCUCUUAAGCGACAUGACUCCAUUUACGAGGCCUCUAAUCUCUACGGCAUUUCAGCAAUGGAUGGAGUGCCAUUCACAUUACACCCCAAAUUUGAAAGCAGCCUCACUCGUGGCACUCAUGCCUUUUCCUUUUUAAAUAAUCUGAACAUCAAGUCACUUGCUGACAUUGAGAAAGAGUACGAUUACACUUUUGUAGUUGAAAGGACUGCAGCUGCCAGACUCCCACCCAGCAUCUGCUAACAGCAGAGAUGGCUCCAAACGUGGCCAAGAUCUGACCCACUGAGGCUGAUGUCCACAACCGCCGUGUUGUACUUGACUCUUCCAGAUGAAUAGUCCUGUGCCAGACCAAACCCUCUCCUCUGCCUUCUAGCCUUGUACUUGUUAGAGCACAUGGGUCUGGAUCUGUUUGGUGCUCCCCUGUUUAGCAACUUCUGUAAGAUUUUGUUCCCAGGCUAGUUGUUAGCUGUAGCCUGAAGAACACUAGCCUCUGACCUGCCCAGGACAGGGUGGGGGGAAGAGCAUGCUGACUUAGGCUAGACAUCCUGUGCAAGGUUUCAGGAUGGGUUUGCCCAUGUGUUAUUCCUUUGUACAGCAAGGGGUCAUGUUGCCAGUGAGAGGUGUUGGCCCAUCAGCAUUAAUCAUUCUGAUGGAGGUAAAUGCACCUACACCUAUUCUCCUCCCCCCCACCAGAGCAGAGGCGCGCAUGGUGCGUAAUUUCUUUUCUUUAUAUGGCAAAAACACUAAGCAGCCCAAAGGAUUUGAGGCUGAUACUUUCCUGCCUACAAAUUAAGCUACAUUUUUUUUGCCAAAACUUUUACAGCCUGUUUAUAUGCAAGUAAACAAACUGAGUAACCUGC